AUGGCGAAGAUGUUUUCGCAUCUGUCCGUCGCAGACCGGUGCUCCGUGUCGCUCGUGUGUCGCCUGUGGUUUCGCUACGAGCGACUGCUGCCGCAUUACAUGCAGAGCGAGGUCAGCGCGGCGGAACUCCGCUUCGUGCUGCGCCGCUUCCCCCUCAUCCGCACACUGCGCAUCCGCUUCUUCGGCCCCACCGUGCUUCCCGGGGCUCCGCAGGAGCAGCGCGCGGAGGACCGCCACCACAAGCGCCCGGGCGGGGGGAGAGUGCGGGCAGGGGGAGUAACAGGGGCUGGGGACGGCGGAACAGAAUCAGCGGGAGUCGGAAGGGCCGGGGGAGGCGGAACAGCGGCCACUGUUACUAGGGGAGGAGGAACGCAGCACCAACCUCAAGCCGCCGCGGCGCCGGCCUCUCCUGCCCCCGUCCCCGCCUUUCCUAUCAGCGACGCGGAUGUUCUCGACGGGUCAGCCAUUGUGCGGCUUCUCUCGCUCAACACGCCCUUGCAGAUUCAGCAGGUUGCCGGCACGCAGGUGGAAUACCUCUCCAUCUGUAACUGCGGCGAGUUCGAGGUUCACCAGGGGUUGAGAACGUACAUGUGCGACACGAUCACCGCGUGGGGACGCAGCAUUCGUCACAUCGAGAUGCACGACCCGAUGCCGUUAGCGGACGAGUUUUGGAAGUGCGUGGAAGGGCACCCGAUGCUUAGCAAAGUGACGGUGUAUAAGUGCACGCACUUAACGGACCAGUUUCUGCGCCACGUGGCGCGGUGCGGCGCGCUGAAGGAGCUGUCGAUCGCCAGCUGUCCGAACGUGAGUGGCGGCGGGUUUGCUGAGCUGGCGGAAAAAUGCACCGGAUUGGAGGAGCUGGUUUUGGAAGAUCUGAGCCUGUCCGUUGUGGCAAAGAAAGCGCGCCGUGCUCCUGGCACAGGGCGGGCGCGCGGACGAGGGGCGGGGGAAGGAGCUGGGAGAGGAGAAGGGGAAGGGAGAGCAGAAGGGAGUGUAGGGUUAGAUGGGAGAGCGGCGGAAGGGGAAGAGGAAGGGAUACGGAGAGGGGAAGCAGAAUGGGGAGGGCGCGCGGCAGGGGAGGAUGUGCGCGUGGGCGAGGGGGGAGGAGAGGCGGAGAGAGGGGCUGGCGGCAUGGAGGGUGGGGAUGGGGCGGUGAGAGUGAGGGGAGAGGUAGAGGCAGCAGAGGCGCAAGCGGGAGCAGAGGGGACGGCAGCAGCAACAGCUUCAACAGGACGGGGAGGCAGUCUUGCGACAUCCUUCCUCAACCUCUCCUCUUUAAAACUCAUCAACUGCGCGCUCGAUGCUCAUUGGCUGGAAAUGUUUGCCAGGCAGCUGCCCGCCCUGCGCAGGCUGACCGUCAUGGCCUGCCCGGACCCGCUCGACCGUUUUUUUCUGACAGCUGCCCGAACAGCUGCCCGGCUGGAGAGUGUAGAAAUAGUGGACUGCGAGGGUGUGAGUGACAGAGGCAUCGUGGCUCUCCUGAAAGGCUACCCGACAAUCAACUCCCUGACUCUGAGUGGGUGCGAGGGGGGGAGUGGAGGCGGAGGAGAGGGAGGGGAAGGGGGUUUGGAAGGAGAUGUGGGAGGAACGGGUGGGGGUGGUAGCAGCAGUAGAGCAGCGAGGGUGACGGAUGAGAGUCUGAGGGCGGUGGUGGUGCAUGGAGUGGGGUUGCGAUCGCUGCAGCUCAACUGGAGCCCCGGCUUCACUGGCCACCAGCUCACGAGAGACGUGCUGGAUGCAAAACGGUGGGUACAGUCACACCGGCUACAGUCACACGUGCUGCCGCUGCUGCAGCUGGGGUGGAGUGGGCUGGAGAGGCUGCAGCUGGAGGGGUUGGAUGGGCUCUCCGAUUCCUUCCUGCUGCUCGCUGCUGCCACCUGCCCCCGCCUCUCCACACUCGCUGUGGAGUAUUGCAGCGGUAGUUAG
This is a messenger RNA of Closterium sp. NIES-65, 1926 nucleotides long. The record is from the annotation of a GenBank genome assembly. NCBI's taxonomy places the organism in Eukaryota, Viridiplantae, Streptophyta, Zygnematophyceae, Desmidiales, Closteriaceae.